AUGGUGGCUGGUGGCAAGAAGGACAAGAACAACAAGUCGGCCGGCAAGCGGCGCAAGUCUCUGAUGAGCGCCGUGGCGAUGAACCGGGACGCCAGCCUGGCGGCGAGUUCGUACAUGCUGACGGGCGACCUGGCCGUGGACCUGCCGGCCGUGACGCAGGAGAUGGGCGUCGAGUUCACGCCGGCCGUGCAGCUGGUGGUGCUGGCGCCGCUGACCAGCAGUCCGGCCGGUGACGUCGAGUCGCCGCCGCCGCCCGAGCUGACCGUGCGCGGUGACGUGGUGCAGCGCGACUCCGAGUCGGGCCAGCUGGGCAGCGCCGCGCACGGCGUCCAGGUGGCCGGCUGGCGCUGCGAGGCCGAGCACCUGACCGCCAUGCGGCGCUGCUUCAGCGCCAUGGAGGCGCUCUCCACGCUCAGCCUCAACAACGCGGCGCUGGACGAGUCGGCCGUGGCUGCCCUGGUGGCGCUGCUCGCCGACCGCCCCACUGUCACCACACUGAACCUGGACUCGAACCCGGGCAUCGGCACGCAGGUGACGCGGCUGCUCGCGCCGCCGGCCAACGUUCUGUCCCUCUCACUCCGUAACUGCUGCGUCACCGACGAACAACUGGCCGAGUUACAGCCGAUACUGAGCGAGCUGAAUACCCACACCGAGCUGCGGUACACCUGUCUGCCGAUGCGCAGCCUCAACCUGGGAAACAACCGGCUGACGGACGCCGGCGCUGUCACCCUGGCCACCAUCCUACGCUCCAACAGACAGCUGAGGCUGAUCGGACUGACCAGGAACCACAUCGGCACGAAGGGUGCCCUGGCGCUGGCGGCCGUCCUGCAGCCGUUCCCCAUGACGCACGAAGAGGUGGUGGUGAGCCGACGCGCGCGAGCGGAGGCGCGCCGCGUGCUCGUAGCACGUGUCGAGAGCGAGCUGAAGGGACGCGGCUCGUGCUGCGCUGGGAAAUGUACCCACACCAGCCGGCGCAGCGAGCCAGACACUGGAGACGGCCGCAUUAGUCCGGCGGGCUCGCUCCGCAGCAGCGGCCAGCGGACUGGCUCCCGCUCGGGCCGCUCGCCGGCCAAGCUCGCGGCGCCGGUCGCUCCGGCGGCACCACGCGGUUCGGACGCCCAUCCCGUGCAGACCAUCCGAGAGAGUGUGGAAUCACUAAUGUCGAGUGUGGUGCAUCCUCUAAUGACGCUGGUUCGACCCGAGAACGGCCGUCGACUGAACCCGGGCAACCUAUCCCUCGCCAGCCUCAGCCUUGCAUAUAACCCGGGCAUACACCGCGCGGCUGCCACGGCCUUCCUGGAGGCGCUGCGGUACCAGGAGUCGGUGCCGGCCGAGGAGCAGGCGCGCCUGGGGCCGGGCCUGCUGCGGCUCUGUCUGACCGGCACGCCAGCCGACGGGGACCCGCAGCUGGCGGUGCUGCUGCUCCGCCGCCAGCCGGCGCUGGCCGAGCCCGAGCCGCCAGCAGAGGACGAGGAGAAGAAGACAGGCCGCGCCGGCCGGCAGUCGCAGCUGGCGCUGGACGCCUCCCGGCGCACCGCGUCGCGCGUGGGGAAGAAAAAGAAACUGAAGUAG
Amphibalanus amphitrite is the source of this 1572-nucleotide messenger RNA. RefSeq names its product leucine-rich repeat-containing protein 71-like. Bases 1 to 1572 code for a protein of 523 amino acids. Lineage: Eukaryota; Metazoa; Arthropoda; Thecostraca; Balanomorpha; Balanidae. Gene Ontology annotation, molecular function: protein binding. The transcript is spliced from 2 exons. The record is from RefSeq and is a predicted model, not a curated record.